Molecule: messenger RNA, 1021 nt
Organism: Malania oleifera
Lineage: Eukaryota; Viridiplantae; Streptophyta; Magnoliopsida; Santalales; Ximeniaceae
Product: small ribosomal subunit protein eS8
Exons: 5
Coding region: 126-800 (224 amino acids)
Biological process (GO): translation; maturation of SSU-rRNA from tricistronic rRNA transcript (SSU-rRNA, 5.8S rRNA, LSU-rRNA)
Cellular component (GO): ribosome; cytosolic small ribosomal subunit
Molecular function (GO): structural constituent of ribosome
Source: RefSeq, a predicted model, not a curated record
GAGGGCAUCUUAGUAACUUUAAAAACUUUAGGGUUUUAAGUACCAAGCUCGUUCCUUUUUUUUCCUUCUCUCACAAGCCCUAGUUGCGCCGAACCAGAGCAGGUCCAGGAACCUCACCUGCAACAAUGGGUAUUUCUCGUGAUUCGAUGCACAAGAGGCGUGCCACUGGCGGCAAGAAGAAGGCUUGGAGGAAGAAGCGAAAGUAUGAGCUUGGGAGGCAACCCGCAAACACAAAGCUAUCUAAUGACAAAACUGUGAGGAGGAUUAGGGUUAGAGGUGGUAAUGUGAAAUGGCGUGCGCUGAGGCUCGACACAGGGAACUACUCUUGGGGUAGUGAGGCUGUGACCAGGAAAACAAGAAUUCUGGAUGUGGUCUACAAUGCAUCUAACAAUGAGUUGGUUCGCACCCAGACUUUGGUGAAGAGUGCUAUUGUUCAGGUUGAUGCAGCCCCCUUCAAGCAGUGGUAUCUCCAGCACUAUGGUGUUGACAUUGGCCGCAAGAAGAAAGCCUCUGCAGUUGCUAAGAAAGAAGUAGAGGAAGGUGAUUCCACUGCUGCUGCUGGUGCUGAGGAGGCCAAGAAGAGUAACCAUGUUCAAAGAAAACUGGAGAAGCGUCAACAAGGUCGCAAGAUUGACCCACAUAUUGAGGAGCAAUUUGGCAGUGGCCGCUUAUUGGCUGCAAUUUCUUCACGGCCUGGUCAGUGUGGCCGUGCAGACGGAUAUAUUUUGGAGGGGAAAGAGUUGGAGUUCUACAUGAAGAAGAUCCAGAGGAAGAAGGGAAAGGGAGCAGGUGCUGCCUAAAGUUUUGUUGCCUAAAGAUCAUUUUCAUUUUUCUCAAUCUCAAUCUCAUUUUAGGCAUUGGACUUUCAAAAGAUUUCCAGAUGAAUUUGUUUGUUUAUCUGAACUUUGUUUUUUGUGUUACUGUUCAAUGCCUCAUUAGAAUAUAUCGGACAACAUUGUCUCGUAAGAUUGAUAAAUGUUUGCUCUUGCUUUUAUAAGGUAACCCCUUCAUUUUGCACUUA